AUGAGCCUGGUGGACUCUGACAGCAAUGGGGAAAAAAAGAGAACGCGAAAAGCCCUUGCCCCGCGCGGGGCCUCUUUUGUGUGGUUCCUGCCAACGCAGCAGCACUCCCGCUAUAUAGACCCGCUGCACCGCCCGCCGCACGCACUCAACUCGCAUCCUCCGGGUCCACCAGCCAUGGGGAAGGCCCUUGAGCCGCGCCUCCCCUCGCCUCAUCUUGCCUCGCCUUGCCCUGCCUUGCAGAUCACCUUCUACGAGGACCGCGGCUUCCAGGGCCGCCACUACGAGUGCAGCAGCGACCACUCCAACCUGCAGCCCUACUUCAGCCGCUGCAACUCCAUCCGCGUGGACAGCGGCUGCUGGAUGCUCUAUGAGCAGCCCAACUACUUGGGCAGCCAGUACUUCCUGCGGCGGGGCGAGUACCCCGACUACCAGCAGUGGAUGGGCCUCAGCGACUCGGUCCGCUCCUGCCGCCUCAUCCCACACGCGGGCUCCCACCGGAUCCGACUGUACGAGAGAGAAGAUUACAGAGGCCAGAUGGUGGAGCUCACUGAGGACUGCCCCUCUCUGCAGGACCGCUUCCAUCUUACCGAGAUCCACUCCCUCAACGUGCUGGAGGGCUCCUGGAUCCUCUACGAGCUGCCCAACUACAGGGGCAGGCAGUUCCUGCUGCGGCCAGGGGAUUACAGGGGCUACCACGACUGGGGGUCCCUGAAUGCCAGGGUGGGCUCUUUGAAAAGAGUCAUGGAUUUCUAUUGA
This is a messenger RNA of Ochotona princeps (American pika), 756 nucleotides long. RefSeq names its product gamma-crystallin D-like. The record is from RefSeq and is a predicted model, not a curated record. Gene Ontology annotation, biological process: lens development in camera-type eye; visual perception. The transcript has 3 exons. Gene Ontology annotation, molecular function: structural constituent of eye lens. Bases 1 to 756 code for a protein of 251 amino acids. NCBI's taxonomy places the organism in Eukaryota, Metazoa, Chordata, Mammalia, Lagomorpha, Ochotonidae.